Molecule: messenger RNA, 2603 nt
Organism: Mucor mucedo
Lineage: Eukaryota; Fungi; Mucoromycota; Mucoromycetes; Mucorales; Mucoraceae
Exons: 9
Coding region: 168-2477 (769 amino acids)
Source: RefSeq, a predicted model, not a curated record
GCUCAAAAACAGAGUUCUGUUACGCAUUUACUAUCCCUACACAUUGGAGUAAUAACACUAGAGAAGAGUUGAUCCGGCCUCUUUUCGUAAAAUCUGGUCUUAUUCACGAAGAAGACGAUGUAGGUCGAUUGCUUGUCUUCACGGAGCUAGAAUUAGCAUUCCGAUAUAUGCAAUCAGAAGAUCAAUACAGGCCCAGUUUGAUAAUGAAUCAAGGCCAUCAGUACGUCAUAAUGUCUUUAGACUUUCAGCAAGAAUUACAUGUCAGUCUAAGGUUUUAUGAUCCCGUACUGGUGCUGAAACUUAUUGACCCGAUGCUUGAAUAUAUGAAAGGGCAAUCUGGAUAUAUAGCUUACAAGUAUAGCGAGCCGUUCGAAGCCGUAUUAUCAUUUCGACCGUUUAAAAAGUUUAAAUAUACCUGUGAUCCACAAUUUAUUAAUAAGAAAGUCGAUCACUACUAUAUUAAAACAUUAACCCUGGAAGAUGUUUUGGACGACUGGUUUCAUACCGUCAAGAAGAACUUUAUGGAUGGAAUAAACACUUUGCUCCAGGGCACAGACAAUAUCAAAACUAAAUCAUUAAUAAUUUCUUACACGGAUUGUAUCGAAAAUAAUAAUGGCUCAGUAGCAGUACUCAAAUUAGUCGAGAAAUGGGCAAAGAUGUACAGCGAAGAACAAUCUGGUUACUACCAUUUAAUCGCGAAUAAUGAACCCUUCAGUUACAAAUUUUGCGUACAGGAAAAAUUGGAAAUGCUUGCUGAGCUUGUGAGAAAACAAAUGCAAGAAUUUAACAUGAGUAGAGACCCAGUCAUAUUAAAUAAAAACUCGACAACUGAAUGUGGAAGCCCUCCAAAAUCUGUGAUUUUUUUUAAUAUAGACUUGCUACCUACAGAAAACAAAAUUACUCUGACAUAUGUAAAUGAGAAGAAUCGAGUCAAACAAAUAGAAAGUAUUGACUGCAAUAUACAACCUUUGUAUAUAUUUUUCAAACAAUCCGAAUUGUAUCAAAGAUUGCAGCUUCAUAUAAAUAAUAAAAUUAAGACAUAUUUAGAAACACUGUUUGCCGACUAUCUUACAAUGUACUCCAAGUCAAACCAAAAAACAAAAUCGGCGAGUCUACUCCAACCUGCAUCAGAAUUUUUCAAACGAAUUUUCGGAAAAGUUGAAACAAAAAGUACUUUUGGCGAUUACCUUAGAAUACACACUAGCAGAAAUUGGUCUAAGGAAAUUAGACAUUUAUUUGCCUCCUCAAGGCCACACCCACUUGAAGGACUUAUGAAAAAUGUUAAAAUGGAUGGUCUUUUUGCGUUGAAUGACAAUUCUGACAAUGGUGAAGAGGAUUUACUGGUUACUUCAGAUCCUGGAUACAUCUUCUUUUUUAUGGUAGCAUACCUGCACAAUUUAAAAUUGCUCAUGGAAAAAGAACUAAAGGAGAAAUUCGGGAAUGAUUUGCGAGGCAAAAACAUAUGGUACGGUGUAUCUGUUGACAAAGAUAUAUUGGAAACGGUAUUUGUGUCGAAAAAAAAGCUGGAAAAAUUAUUUUAUGCAAGUGGGAUACUCCUAAAAGACAAAAAUCUUAGGAGGGCAAAAUUCUGCGUUCGUGGUGAAGAAAUUCUACCAGCUAUUCAACAAACCUUGGACUUAAACAUGAAGAUGAAAUCAUACUUUGUUGUUGCACAAAUAUUUCCACAGCAUGUUCAGCUUACUUUGCAUCAAACAGUUAAACUAGCAUCGCCUGGAGAAGAUGCGGCUAGUAUUAUUAUUGAAGAUAAAAUAGUGUACUUUGAUGAUGUGUAUGAUGCAUUAUGUAAGACCGUUUGGAAGAACAUGAAGUCCAACUGUCAGAUUGAUUAUUGCAUCGCACACAAAGACAACCAAAAUACAGGUUAUGAUUUCGGCUCAUUCCAAGCAUAUCGAGACAUCCACCAAACUUUGAAGCAAAGGAUUGUUGAACUUCUAAAAAACGAUAGUCAUAAUGUAGACAUGAAUGUAUGUACAAAGUUGAACAUCGGCGACACAUGUUCUUGUCUUGUGGUUAUUUCUCUUCGUUUUAUAAUCGAGAUAGGUCUACAACCAGUUAUAGAAAGUAUUGCAAGAACGAUAGCAUCCACAUUGGCUAAUUACGAUCUGUUUGGAAAUUAUAAGACGGAUCAUCUUUUUGUAUCGGGAGAUCCUUUUCAACUAUCUUGCGGCUCACGUUUCUAUACUGUAUACACCACGAUAUUUCAAAAAGCGAUGAAUGAUAGCAUACAGUCAAAAGGAAAAGAUACCCAGGCAUUUGUGAUGAAGAAUCCACUUGAUCAGUUGCGGGAUUUGUCUAAAAGCAUCAAGCCGCAUAUGUUUGACAGGUUCAUCAAUGGAACUUUGUGUCAGGUACCAAGCAACACUUAUGGAGUGCGGUUUUAUUUGAAGCCAGGGUGGUGCUUUCCUUUUAUUCAUGUAAAUGCCACUCUCAACCAUAGGAACAAUGAUCAAACUUAAGGAAGAGAAGCAAAACUUUAUAUUUGCUGAAAUUAUUAGAACCAGACAGUCAAGUACUACCAAACUGAAAAAAUAUGAUCUGUUGGACUGGUCUGCAAAAGGAACAUGGGAUAGUAUCUAUUCCGG